GCAGUUUACGUACGGUAAUCUAGAAAAUUCCACAUAGGUAUUACUUUACUUUAGUUUUUACAGAAAAACCUGUUGCAUUUUAAAGCACUGGGGGGAAACAGUGAAGGUAAAGAUUAAUUCUCUUUGAUAGAGUUUUGCUGUUGGCUUCCCUCCCCUGGACUACACAAACUGAUGUCCGUCUCUGCAUCCCACCUGCACGGCAGCAGCAGCAGUAGUGAGCGUGUCCUGACUCCGCGCCCUAAGAUAGAUGACAAUUUCAUGCUUCAUGGACACAAACCUGCCCCACUUUGCGCUGCUUAAUUUGUCGCCUACAUUUGCUUUUUUGUCGCUUUGCAAUUAGCAAAGCUGACGAGGAUGGACUCUAAGCGAGAAAAAGACCAACAAGAUGCAGACUGUGAGAGGAUAACUGCAGUACUGCUCAAGUCGCGCACUGGAGAAUUUGAUCUGGAGUCAAUCCUGUUCCUCAAGCUGCGGGGUCUUGGUAUAUGUGAUCUUGGAUGCAUUGGGGAAUGUGUUAAUUUGGAGAGAUUAGACCUAUCUGGAAAUAAUAUCACAAAUUUAGCUCCUCUGGCAUCGUUACGGCUCCUCUCUGUCCUUAAUUUGUCUGCAAACAGGAUUACUAAUUUAGAACCUUUACGCAAUUGUGAAAAUUUACAAAACUUGAAUGUGGCUGGCAACAAUAUAUCCAGUAUUGAGAACUUACACUGCCUUGUUUCUUUGAGAAAGCUGGAAAAUUUUCGUCUUAAAGACAACACUUACAAUUACACAAAUCCAGUCUGCAGAAACUCAUCAUAUAGAACUGUUGUGCUUGAGAUGUUCCCCAACAUGAAGGUUCUGGAUGGGGAACGAGUUGUGGGACGUGGGAGUGACUUGUAUCAGUUAUGCAAGGAUAUUGAUGAUACCAUCAAAGCUGGUUCAUACAAAAAUGGACAGCUUGUUGAGCAUACGAAUUGUAAGCCAUGGGUAGAAGAUACAUAUUGGGAGAUAAAGAGAUCAAACAAUGCCAUUAUUGAUGAAGCCUACAAGCAGUUCAAUGAUGUUCUUCACGAGUGCAGACUCCUAAACAACAGAGCUUCUCAUGUAAUUUCACAAACUGAAAAAUCCAUGAGCCUAAAGAAGCAGUCCAAGCAAUACGCCAUCUGAGUCUGGCUUUUGAAGUGCGUCUCUGCAAUACUGAGCGUUUUUUGCCCUAUAAUGUAACAAGAAUAAUGUACUGUAGCUUUUUCAAACAGCCAAUUUUUGUCUAAAUGCUUGACGGUUAAACCUGCUGGACGCAUUUGCUCUGCAUUGCAGUGUAUGGCAUUUGCUGUAAUUGUAUGCAUCCUAUGCAUUAGUCUUAAGAAGAAAUAUUGCAGGAUAUAAAAGCUUUGCCCAUGCUGAUACCCCUCAGUUUGGUUCUAAGAUGUCUUAACAUGCACAGUGUGCAUUUUGUAUGAUGCUGUAAAAUCUGCUGCUUUAAGAGUUUUUAGGAAUAUUUAGCUAUUGAGACCUUUUUCUUUUUCCAUUUAGCGUUGCUGGUCCUUUUUGAACCUGCCCCUUGCACUGGUGACGUACAUUUGCAAAUGUGAUUGAAUGAUUGUUUUGCUAUUUCUACUUGUUUUAUACCAUGCGGUUUAUCGUGUGUACAACCUGCUUAUAGAAAAUACAGCAUUUAUAAACCUAA
This is a messenger RNA of Oryzias melastigma (Indian medaka), 1663 nucleotides long. It is a transcript of the gene lrrc61, whose product is annotated as leucine rich repeat containing 61. Gene Ontology annotation, molecular function: protein binding. Gene Ontology annotation, cellular component: cytoplasm. The transcript is spliced from 9 exons. The coding region runs from base 355 to 1143 and encodes 262 amino acids. Gene Ontology annotation, biological process: outer dynein arm assembly. The record is from RefSeq and is a predicted model, not a curated record. NCBI's taxonomy places the organism in Eukaryota, Metazoa, Chordata, Actinopteri, Beloniformes, Adrianichthyidae.